AUGAUUGAGACACCUGAUGCGUCCAGUGGUGUAUACCCUCAGAUACACCAGAUACGUGAAAUGAUUCGUGAGGUGUCGGGGGUGCUUGAAAGUGAUUUGCAAGUCGUUCGGGAAGGUUGGGAUAAACUUAGGAAAGCGAGAGAAACAAUAAUGAAAGGAUUUCUAGGGACUAAUAUCGAUUCACCCUCAGUACAUUCACCGCGUGAUCGGGGAACCAUUUUGCCAGAGGACGUGGAGUUGUCCACAAUGGAGGAUGGAGAGUCGAUGAAUGACAUGUGCAUUUCUGAGGAUAGUGCGUCAGAUAAUUCGCACGGAGAGGUUGAGAACGUAGGACGUGACGACGCUGCUCCAUCUUCGGAGUUACCAAAGAAGACAUUUAUGGGUAACGGUAGCGGGGGGUCGGAUGCUUCUAUUAUGGGAGAAGUUAGUGAGCAACAAGAGGACGCGAGUCACAUUCCAGAGGAAACCCAUUUCGAUGUUGGAAAGCGCAGCGGAAAGCUUCAAACUGUUUAUGCCUCAAUUCCGUGCGUGCACGUGAUUGAGGCGUGCACGAGGCCACACGUACACAAGAAGGGCAGUCGGUGCCUUUUUGAAAAGGGGACUUUUUGCGUCCCUCAAAGUCUUUCCAAGAAAACACCAACGACACAACCAUCCAAUAGGAAAAAGGUGUCUGCCGUCAAUUGUCAAUCUCGCCGACCCCGUCGUGCCGCGCAAACACGUGUGGACCGUAUGAUAUCACCCAGUGGUCCCUCCUACUCUCCAUGCCGAACGUCACCCGACCAAACCUUUUGGAUCAAUGUGUGGCCGUGUUUCGGAAGUUUUUCGGUACGGUCGUGUGUGCCCAGUCGUAUUGCUGUAUAUGGAAACUUUUUUUAUGUAGAGGACGUGAUUGAGAGAGCUGCUGCAGCCACCAAGUGCCGUCCAGCUCCACGUGUGUUGUACGAGCCUCACGGACGCCCUGUUUGUUCGGUGAAGCAGUUACUGCCGGAGCAUCACUAUCUAAUAUACCCGGGAGGGGCAUUGUACCGUCGCGAAAAUAUACCGGAAGCGCUGCUGCGGGAACUUAUUUGGUCAGCGAAGGCAAAACUCAUGGAAUGUGGAACGCCUCCUGGGAAAGCGGCGUCUUCGUGA
Messenger RNA from Trypanosoma brucei brucei TREU927, 1131 nucleotides. RefSeq lists its product as hypothetical. The transcript has a single exon. Lineage: Eukaryota; Euglenozoa; Kinetoplastea; Trypanosomatida; Trypanosomatidae. Bases 1 to 1131 code for a protein of 376 amino acids. The record is from RefSeq and is a predicted model, not a curated record.